This is a messenger RNA of Olea europaea var. sylvestris, 1986 nucleotides long. Its product is annotated as dnaJ protein P58IPK homolog. Gene Ontology annotation, molecular function: protein binding. The transcript is spliced from 9 exons. Gene Ontology annotation, cellular component: endoplasmic reticulum lumen. The record is from RefSeq and is a predicted model, not a curated record. Bases 118 to 1602 code for a protein of 494 amino acids. NCBI's taxonomy places the organism in Eukaryota, Viridiplantae, Streptophyta, Magnoliopsida, Lamiales, Oleaceae.
CCUGCCUAAUUCAAAUUUCCAAAUCGUAUACAACUCCUACACGAUUACUCUUGCAUACAAAACGAAUAUAUGUAUGUAAUUUAGAUAUACUUCGCCGCGGGUAUCGGGAAUUGCGAUAUGGAGACUUUAAUGAAAUUCUGGGGUUUGGAUUUGGUAGCAUUGAGGGGGUUUUUGUUUUCGAUAUUCAUUUUGAAUUUUGUGUUUUCUUGCCAGAUCCUCUUCCUCCAACCACUUGUUGCUGCUUUAGAUGGUCAACCUAGUGAUGCUGCUGCUCUUUUCGAGAGAGCUUCACAAAGUAUAAAAGUUAAGAAAUAUAGUGAAGCACUUGAUGAUCUUAAUGCUGCUAUAGAGGCUGAUCCUGGACUUUCUGAUGCAUAUUGGCAUCGAGCAUCUAUUCUUCGUCGGUUUUGCAGAUAUGAGGAAUCAGAAAAAAGCUACAAAAAGUUUCUGGAGAUGAAGCCCAAGAAUUCAGCAGCAGAGAAGGAGCUUUCUCAAUUAUUUCAAGCCCAAAGUGCCUUGGAUUCAGCUAAAAGCCUCUUUGAUUCAGGCGAGUUCACGAAAGCACUGGAGUUCAUUGAUAAAGUUGUACUUGUUUUCUCUCCAGCCUGCUCCAACGCCAAACUCCUUAAAGUGAGACUAUUAUUAUCAGCUAAAGAUUAUUCCAGUGCUAUAUCUGAAACGGGAUAUAUUCUCAAAGAAGAUGAGGAUAACUUAGAGGCGUUGCUAUUACGUGGCCGUGCCUAUUAUUAUUUGGCAGAUCAUGACGUUGCUAUUAGGCAUUACCAGAAGGGUCUUCGCCUAGACCCUGAGCACAGUGAAUUGAAGAAAGCGUAUUUUGGAUUGAAAAAUUUGCUCAAAAAGACUAAAUCUGCAGAAGAUAAUGCAAGUAAAGGUAAGCUUCGUCUUGCAGUGGAGGAAUAUAAGACUGCCCUUGCCUUGGAUCCAGACCAUACUGCGUAUAAUGUGCACCUUCAUCUUGGAUUAUGUAAGGUCUUGGUGAAGCUUGGUAGGGGAAAGGAAGCAGUAACAAGCUGCUCAGGAGCUCUUGAAAUUGAUGAAGAGCUUAUUGAAGCUCUUGUCCAGAGGGGUGAAGCCAAACUUUUGGUAGAAGAUUGGGAGGGAGCUGUAGCCGAUCUGAAAUCAGCAGCUGAAAAGUCACCUCAGGUAUUGCAUCAGAAUUACAUUUUUAUUUCUAAAGAUGUUUCAACUUUAAUAAUAGAGCAUCAUUGCAAAUUUACCCAAAAAACUGAUUUAAAACUUGGAAUAUCAUGUUACUACAAGAUUUUGGGAAUUUCGAAAACUGCGCCAAUGUCGGAGAUUAAACGGGCUUAUAAGAAGCUUGCUUUGCAGUGGCAUCCAGAUAAGAAUACUGACAAUAGAGCAGAAGCAGAGGCCAAAUUCCAGGAAAUAGCAGCUGCAUAUGAGAUUCUUGGUGAUGAAGAAAAACGUACCAAAUAUGAUAUGGGCGAAGACAUUGACGAAGGUAUGGGAAUGGGUGGCGGAGGAUUUAACCCUUUUGGAGGAGGGGGCCAGGGCCAGCAAUAUACAUUUCACUUUGAAGGAGGAUUUCCUGGUGGGGGCUUUGGUGGCUUCCAAUUUUGACCUCGAGAAAGUUUGGAAAUAUGUUUCACUGACAGCUUUUCUGCUGAGACUCCGUAGGCUAUUUAGAACAGCAAUUUUGUCUAACCCCAAGCUGCAAUGCAUGCACCUUUGCAGGCAAUUUUUGCUUGCUGUCCGAUUACGAAAAGCUCUUAUCUGUUAUCUGAGGAAGUUUAGCUCUGCGUGGAUCUACAUUCUGAAAUUUUAAAGAUCGUAUUUGACUGAAGGGAAAUGACAACCUCUUAUUUGAAUUGUAACAUGUGAAUAUAUAUUUUUUUUAUGGAGUUUUGUGGAAGGCCAAUGGAACAUGUAUCCCUCUUAAUACAAGAAAAUUGAUACUUUGUUUUCAAUACUUGGAGCCAGCAAAAUACUGUUGAAGUUUCUGCA